AUGGAUAGAGUAGGCAGAAGAGCUUACAUGGAAUACCUUGCUAAACAACCAGAAGAAGCAGCCGAAAAGGCAUUACAUUGGACUCCAGAAGGAAAGCGUAAGCGAGGAAGACCAACAAACACAUUAAGACGGACUAUAGAAAGAGAACUGAAGACCAUGAAUAAAACAGAAGAAAAGAUAACAGAAGACAGACAGAAAUGGAGAACCUAUGUUGCUGCCUUACAUGCCGAUGGCAUACAGGGCAUUAUCAAAUUAAGUUUGUUUAACAUGUGUAGGGUACUGCGUGAUGAGCUUCGUUGUAAAUCAUUUGGAUUUAGUCACAUCUCACCUCAACUGUUUGUUCUAUCACAGUGUGGACCUAAGAUCCUUUAUCCGAUUUGGACAACGUUUUGGCUGGUUUACCAUUUAGUCUGGUUUGGUCUAGAACCAUACUUUGUAUUGACAGCAGAACAAGAGCCAAGUGAUUAUUUUAUUUAUUUUACAAACUGGGGAUAUGUUUUACUUGGAUUGUCCAACUUGACUGAUUGUAUCGUUACUUGGUAUGUCUACUGUAGAAGGAAGGACAUAUUCGAAAACGUUAAAGGUGAGAUUGGUAUGCCAUGGUACAUACAGUUAGUGUGGUUUUUGUUUGAGACGAGUAAUGGUAUAGCCCUUAGUGUAACCGUGGGAUUCUUCAGCACGCUUGAAAUUUCUACGCAUCCAGCAAGCAUCGAGUUCCACGCCAUCAAUUCUGUCUACGUCAUCAUGAACUUGUUUGUAUGCGCAAAAGUGAUAAAUCUAUUGCACGUGAUAUAUCCCAUGAUAUUCGGCAUUGUGUUCGUCACUUUUACAAUAAUAUAUCAACUAGGAUUUGACAAGGAACAAAUAUAUCCUAUACUAGACUGGACUGAGAUAUAUCCUACAGCCGUUACUGUUGCAGUAUUGAUUUUUGUUGGAAUUCCAAUUCUACAUCUGGUUCUAUUUGGAUUAUACAAACUGCGCAUCUUCAUCACAAGAAACUGUUGCCAUAACGAUCAAGUAGAAAACAGCGUUGAGAUCGAUAAUGUUUAUGAUAGUCAAAGAAAAAGAGACGAAAAUGUUUGAAAAACAAUCACACAAGAUUAUCUUUACCCCGUCGUUCAUAAAAAAAGACACCAAAACAAAAAAUACAUCAAAAGUAUUGCA
Mytilus trossulus (common blue mussel) is the source of this 1164-nucleotide messenger RNA. Its product is annotated as protein rolling stone-like. Bases 1 to 1083 code for a protein of 360 amino acids. Gene Ontology annotation, cellular component: membrane. The record is from RefSeq and is a predicted model, not a curated record. NCBI's taxonomy places the organism in Eukaryota, Metazoa, Mollusca, Bivalvia, Mytilida, Mytilidae. The transcript is spliced from 6 exons.